Aspergillus affinis is the source of this 7020-nucleotide messenger RNA. RefSeq names its product type I polyketide synthase. Lineage: Eukaryota; Fungi; Ascomycota; Eurotiomycetes; Eurotiales; Aspergillaceae. The coding region runs from base 1 to 7020 and encodes 2339 amino acids. Gene Ontology annotation, biological process: fatty acid biosynthetic process; secondary metabolite biosynthetic process. The transcript is spliced from 7 exons. Gene Ontology annotation, molecular function: 3-oxoacyl-[acyl-carrier-protein] synthase activity; fatty acid synthase activity. The record is from RefSeq and is a predicted model, not a curated record.
AUGCCUCACUUUGAAGAGACCAAGUCCAUGGAGGACACUGUCCUUGAGCCCAUCGCUAUCGUUGGAAUGUCAUGUCGCCUUCCUGGUGGUGUCGAUUCCUCGUCCUCCCUCUGGGACCUCCUGGUCAACAAGGGCUCCGUUCAGACCCCUCGUGUCCCCGAGUCGCGGUUCAACAUCGAUGCCUACCUGCAUCCCAAUCUUGAGCGACCUGGAAGUUUCAAUGUCGCCGGUGGAUACUUCCUGGACAAGCCGGUGGAGAGCUUUGAUCCAACUUUCUUUAACAUGACCCCUAUCGAGGCGCGGUGGUUGGAUCCUCAGCAGCGAAAGAUGCUCGAAGUCACCUACGAGUGUCUAGAGUCGGCUGGUCUGACUAUGGAGAAGGUAGCUGGCACCAACACGGCUGUGUUUGUCGGCAGCUUCACCAGUGACUACCAGCAGCUGUCCACUCGCGAGACUGACUUCCGCCACAACUAUGCGGCCACUGGUGUUGACCCGGGGCUGAUUAGCAACCGAAUUGGAAACGUCUUUGACCUGAACGGCCCCAGCUUCACCAUCAACACGGCCUGUUCGUCCUCGAUCUACGCCAUCCACAAUGCUUGCCAUGCACUUCGCGGUCGGGACUGCUCUGCAGCGCUGGUGGGUGGUGUCAACCUGAUUCUUACCGUUGACCAGCAUAUGAACACCGCCAAGCUAGGCAUUCUCUCGCCCACUUCGACCUGCCACACUUUCGAUGAGACGGCUGAUGGGUAUGGCCGUGCUGAGGGGGCGGGCGCGCUGUUUCUCAAGCGUUUGUCCGACGCUAUUCGCGAUGGCGAUCCUAUCCGUGGCGUCAUCCGCUCCUCGGCGGUCAACACGAACGGUAAAGUCCCCGGUAUGGGAAUCACCCAUCCCAGCAAGAAAGGCCAAGAGCGUGUGGUCCGAACAACUUACGAGAAAGCUCGCUUGGAUCCGUCGAGGACUGCUUACCUGGAAUGCCAUGGUACUGGUACUCCCGUGGGAGAUCCUAUCGAGAGCCACGCCGUUUCCAUGGCCAUGAACGAUACUCGGAGCAAGGAACGACCGCUGUUGAUUGGUGCUAUCAAGGCCAACAUCGGACACAGCGAGGCGGCCAGUGGUAUCUUUGCCGUCAUGAAAGCCGCCAUGAUGACCGAGGCUGCCGUUAUCCCUGGAGUGUCUGGGCUUAAGAACCUCAACCCGGCAAUCCAGGAGAAGGACUGGAACAUCAAAGUCAACCGUGACACCAUCCCCUGGCCAGAGGACUUCCCUGAGCGUCGUGCCAGUGUGUCGUCCUUCGGUUACGGAGGUACGAACGGCCACGUCAUUGUAGAGAGCAUCGAGUCAAUAUACCCUCACUAUCAGCAUGGCAAGCCUAAGAACGAGGCCAACUACAAUCACUCGGCCUCGCGACCCUUCCUGGUUGGUCUCUCCGCACACGACAAGGCGACUCUGUCGCGCAACAUCGUCGCUCACUCUAAGGUGGCCGAUAAAUUCUACCUGGCCGAUCUGGCCUACACUCUAUUACAGCGCCGCACGAAAUUCCCCCACCGGGCGUUCACAAUCGCAUCCGAAAAGACCCUCGAGUCUGACUUUGCUCUGUCCUCCUUCCAGUUCGGUGUUGCACCCAAGAAUGCCCCUCAGCUGGGUUUCAUCUUCACGGGGCAGGGUGCGCAGUGGGCUGGCAUGGGGGCUGAGGCAAUGAAAAUAUUCCCCUCGUUCCUGGCCACUAUCCGCAGCCUUGAUCUAGUCUUGCAGCAGCUCCCAUCAGCUCCCACUUGGACUCUUGAAGAUGCGCUGCUGGAGCCCAAGGAAACCUCCCGGGUCAGCGAUGCCGAGGUCUCCCAGCCUGUCUGCACAGCAGUCCAGAUCGCCAUGGUUGACCUCUUUGCCGAGUGGAACAUCAUUCCCGCCGUCACUGUGGGCCACUCCUCCGGUGAAAUUGCUGCGGCCUACGCUGCCGGCCGCAUUUCCUCCGCUGAAGCUAUCGUAGCUGCAUACCUUCGUGGGUUUGCCGUGACGCACCACGCGCCUGUGGGUGCCAUGCUGGCUGUCGGUCUGGGACGCGACAGCGUCGCGAGCUACCUGAAACAGACUGAAGGGGACGUUGUCAUCGCCUGUGAGAACUCUCCCGUCAGUAUUACUCUGAGUGGCACCAACAGCGGUGUUCAAGCGCUGGCCGCUCGCCUGCAGGCGGAGGGCAUCUUUGCGCGCGAAUUGAAGACUGGAAAGGCCUAUCACUCGUGGCAGAUGGAUCCCGUGUCCAAGGUGUAUGACGUCCUGCUACAAGACGCCUACCACUCCCUGUCCCCGGAUCUCCUAGAGGAUCGCCGCCCACGCGCCAACUGGGUCUCGUCGGUUACUGGUGAGGAGAUCGAGGAAGAUACUGUGCCUUUCACUUAUUGGAGUCAGAACCUGCGCAGUCGCGUGCUUUUUGACUCGGCCAUUGCCACCCUUGGUAAGCUUGAUGCGUUGAAAGACGUGACCGUUAUGGUUGAGGUCGGUCCUCAUUCCGCUCUCAGCGGACCUUUCAAGCAGAUCUGCAAGGAGAAUCAGUUCGAUCGCUUCGCCUAUGUGCCCUCGCUUCUCCGUAGCCAGGACAGCGCCGUGCAGCUCUUGAAGACGGCCGGUGCACUGUGGGCACAGAACUACGCCGUCGACAUUGACCGUGUCAACCGUGUCGAAGUCGCACAAGGACUCAGCCUGCUCAAGCCUCAGCGGCCUUUGGUCCUCACCGAUCUUCCUCCGUACCAGUGGAACUACGACCAGAACUACUGGGCCGAGCCUCGGCCUAGUAAUGAGUUUCGCAGGCUUGUCCAUCUCCGUCACGAUCUGCUGGGACGGAAAGUGCCAGGGCUGUCGGACCGCUCCCUGGUGUGGCGAAACGUUCUGCGAGGACGCGAUGUACCCUGGUUGGCUCAUCACAGACUUGGCGGUUCGGAUGUUUUUCCCGCUGCCGGACAUUUGUCUCUCGCCUAUGAGGCUAUCCACCAAAUUUGGGACCAAGAGGGUCUAUCUCUGUCGAGCAUCACUUUCCGUGACGUCGCGAUCAAGGUCGCUUUGGUCGUGCCGGAGACAGACGAUGGCAUUGAGAUCCUCGUUCAACUUACGGCUUUGCAGCCCAGUAACGAGCCCGAACAGUGGUACUCGUUCGCCGUUCGCUCUUUCUCCAACGAACAGUGGAACGUGCACUGCGAGGGCAAAGUCGCCGCGAACUAUAAUCCCGAACCCUCGACGGCUGAGCACAAUGACCAUCCCGUCGACGUCUCCGAGCUGACCCGUCGCGUGCCCGGGCCUCGCUGGUACGAGGCCUUCCACCGCGUCGGUUUCGAGUAUGGCCCCAGUUUCCAGCCUUUGAAUGCCAUCCGUACGAACCCCAACCUCUACCACGCCGCCGCGCAGGUGGACAUCAAGCAGGAGAGCGGAUUGAUUGUGGGCGAAUCGCGAUAUCUGCUGCAUCCCUCGACCAUCGACGGAUGUCUACAGCUCAUCAUCAUCUCCAUCAACCGCGGUCGUCACCAGGAGAUGCCGCACGGUGUUGUGCCGAUCAACAUCGAAGAGUUGACCAUCUGGUCUCCUGAAGAGGAGGGAGAAACAGUUGGAAGCGCCGUGGCAUGGACCGACGAGGUGGGCGGUCGUUAUUUCAACACCCACACCAAGCUUUCAACUCCCAGUGGUAAGCCCGUGCUGGAUGUCAAGAGCCUCCGAUGUGUUGCCUACGAGGCGGCGGUGCCUCCCCAGGUGGGCGAGCCGCGAGCUCGCGAACCAUACAUGCAGACCGUGUGGAAGCCCGACUUGUGGACGCUGACCAGAAGCGAGGAGCUGUCAGCGCUGUUGCCGUCUCCCCAGUCCGAGGCAGAGGCCAUGGCCUGCAUUGUUGAACUGGCUGAGCACAAGAAGCCUAUCAAGAGUGUCACUUUCGCUGGUCGGCCAAGUGAGGAACUGAUUCAUGCCGUGCAAGCUCAGAUUCCGUUUGCCGACACUUUCACUGUCGUCGACGCCUCGGAGGAAUACUUCGAGUCGCUCAAGAGCAACCUUGGUUUGCCCAGUACAGCAUCGUGGUUCGCCACGACCGAGGAGCUAGCCCCAUCAGAACUCCUCAUCCUCGGUCCUGGCACAGACCUUACCGCAUGGAAGUCCUUCCUGGUUGAAGAUGGCAAAGCCCUCGUAUCGGUAGAGAGUUCGAAGACUUCUCAGCUGGCGAGGGAACUGUCGCUUACCGGUUUCACCAACCCCCUCCUAGUGCCGGUUGGUGACACCACUGUGUUGUAUACCACCAACCCCAAGCCCUACCAGAACGGCCACGCGCCUUCUGAUGCCCCAGUGGCCAUUUUUCACCGUGGUGUCGAAACCGAUACGCAAGCGACCGUCCUCAAGAAUCUCUUGGCUGAUGGUCGCGGUACUGUUGAGGCUGAAAUUCUCUCGGAAGUCACCGUCCGCCCAGACGAUGUUGCCAAAUUCAUCGUCUACGACGCCGACGGCCUACUGCUGUCGACCCUGAAUGAAGACAGUUUCAACGCUCUCAAAACGAUCCUUACCUCAGGCAAGCCGGUCCUUUGGCUGACUUCUGGUAUUGGAGAGGGUAGCUCGCCGUCUGCCGCCAUGGCCCAGGGCUUCUUGCGUGCCGUUCGAUCGGAGCAAGCCACAGCCAAGAUUACUCUGCUGGACACCGACGUGGGUACCAACGCGACCGUGCUCAAGAUCGCCGUCGAGCAAGGUCUCGAGCACAUCGAGACCAAAGACUCGGGUGAAGACACCGAAUUCUGGCUGCACAAUAACACCUUCCACGUGCCUCGCGUGGUUCCCAACGUCCCUCUCAACGACCGGUUCGCGGCCUCUCAGCAACCCGUGCAAGAGCAACCGCUUCAGCGUCUUCAGACGUUGGACGGUUCUGUUGUCGAGGGUUCCCUGGUCUUCCACUCCAAGGGCCUAGUUGGCCCCAAAGCAAAUGAGAUCCAGCUACAGGUCGAGGCCUCGGAACUGGAAAAGAGCGACAUCCAGGCCACCACCCCUGCCGGGCCUCGUAUCGUGACGGGUACCAUCAGCGCGGCGGGUCCGGACCUGGACGCAGGACUCUUGGGACAAAAGGCUGUCACUUAUGCGUAUAGCUCACUGUUGACGCUUGCCACCGUUCCCAACAGCCGAGCCGCCGUUUACGCUGACUUUGACGAUGCCGAAUUGGCCGCGACGCUCCCCAGUUUGCUACCUGCCGUCCUAGCCGUUCGGCAGACGGGGCGCGUGCAGGCACACGACCAUGUCUUAUUGCUUCCCAGCCCUCUACCAUUUGUCCAGAGCGUGGCGGGUCUGCAGGCUGCUUUCGGCUUCCAGUUGGACAUUCUGGCCGCCAACGACAGGGAGCGCGAGCAGAUCCUCCGCGAGAUUCCAUCAUCCGCAAAGGUAAACAUCCUCGUGUCGGGCGCUCGGCCGUUGCCCCGAUUGCACCCGGAGAGUGACUCAAGGCCGACGGUCAUUAUCGCCAACGACUUCUCCACUCUGACCCAAGAGGCCUGGAGACUCAUUGCGCCGCUGGGACGAUUUGUGAUCGCCUCCGGCAUUGUGGAAGACACGCCGGAUGUCCUUCCUUUCAGCCGCGGCGCGACUUUCUUGCCUAUAAGCAUUGAAACGCUGUACAAGAAGGACCAGCAGAGACUGGGCGAGCUUCUAAACGAAACACUUGACAUUAUUCGCCAGUACCCAGACCUUUUGCGGAAACCCAAGAUUGUGGAUGUGACCGCGCUGAGCGACGUUUCCAGCGUCCAGGAGCAACUAACAUCCCCCUUAGCUACGGUCCUACAGUACAGGUAUGGGGAGGAUGUCGUCGUCAAGAUCCAACCCGAAGCAGAGAAACUCCAGUUCUCGUCCGAUGCAACCUACCUUCUCGUUGGAUGUCUGGGUGGACUAGGACGCAGCUUGACUAGCUGGAUGAUGGACCGGGGAGCCCGGGACUUUGUCUUCUUGUCUCGAUCUGGCACGGAAAAACCCGAGGCCGCGGCACUUGUCGAAUCCAUCCAAGCCGCGGGCGCAGUUGCCGACGUCUUCCGCGCCGACGCUGCCAACGAAGGGGACGUUGCUCGCGUCGUCGACACCGUCACGGCCCGCCGUCCUAUCCGCGGUGUCGUGCACGCAGCCAUGGUUCUUCAGGAUGGUAUCUUCGACGGCAUGAACUUCCAGCAGUUCCAAGCCGCCAUCGUUCCCAAGAAGAACGGAGCCGAGACUUUGCACCAGGUGAUCCAGUCAGCUCAGCUUGAGCUGGACUUCUUCGUCAUGACCAGCUCCAUCUCCGCCACGCUGGGUAACCCGGGCCAGGCCAACUACAGCGCCGGUAACAGUUAUCUGGACGGUCUCGCCUGGCAGCGCAACCGACACCAGCUCCCGGCCACGUCGCUCAUCCUGCCUAUGAUCCUCGACGUGGGUGUGGUCGCCGAUAACGAGAACAUCGAGCUGGCCCUCACCCGCAAGGCGAUGUACGGCAUCGACGAGCAAGAGAUGCUCCGAGGCUUCGAGACCGCCAUGUCCGUGCCCGCGCCUUCGGCCACCAACCCCGCCGCCAUCGGCAACUCCCAGAUCAUCCUGGGUCUGGAGCCCGCGUAUCUUGCCGCCGCCAUUGCCGCGUCCGACUCGAGCGACGAGGCAUACUGGCUUCCGGACGCGCGUCUUCGCGACGUCCGCGCCGCCGUCGAGUCGGUGGCGGAAGACUCUCUGGCCAGCGGAAGCGGCGGCGAUAGCGAUCUCGCCAGCGCCUUGAAGGCAGCACGCGCCGAAGGGGUUGACGCUGUCGUCCAGGCGAUCGGUGCGGCCGUCAUGGACAAGCUGUCGCGGAUGUUGCUCGUCAGUCUCGAACAAUUCGAGUUUGACGACGGGUCAGUGGCUAGCUACGGUAUCGACAGUAUGAUCGGAGCGGAGUUGCGCAACUGGCUCUUCAAGCAGUUCGGGUUGGAUCUCUCGUUCCAGCUCCUGUUGGCCUCGACGAUGACGGUGAAGGCGUUGUCGACAGCCAUUGCGGAGAGCAUGGGAUUGCUAGAGUAG